GAAGCAGGCAUCCUCUCUUCCUCUCUUCCAUCCUCGCUAAUCCAUCUCGCUGACGCUCGGCAUUCGCCCCCGCUCGGUAGGGAUCUUUGCCGAGGCAGAGCACUCGCCAUCUCCCCAAAUCCCGCGCCGCUCCCGCCAUCGCGCGCGCCCUCCUUCCCGUCCUGCUGGUCCUUCUCCUCCCGCGCCGUCGGCAUAGCGCCCUGCCGCCCUCGCGCCGCCGCUCCGGGCACAACCCGUCGCCGGAUUCCGCGCGCUCCCGUCCUCGCGCCGCCGCUCCGGCGCCUCCCGCCCUGGGCGCCGCGCCGCCCUGGUCCCUGACGCCAUGCUCAGGCCGCCGCGUUCCCAGCCAACGGUGGAUGGGGAGGACGGCUCGUGGAAUGGAUCCCCCGCGCUCCCGUUGAAUGGUGAGCAAUUGGACGGUACGCAGACCCGCACUGGUGCUAUGGAUUCAAGGUGUUACACUAACCUCCUAGUGAAUGAGGGUGAAGAUUCUCAAGAUGCUGCACCUACUAGUGAUCCAACCAUCCAUGAAACUCCUGCAACAACCAAGAGUUCUCAGGGUAGAACCAAAAAUUUCAGUUCUGCGGAGGAUAUACUUCUUGUGUCAGCUUGGCUAAAUGUGGACAUGGAUCCUGUACAAGGAGUUGAUCAAUCACAGGGCACAUAUUGGAGAAGAAUUUAUAAAUAUUUCCAUGCAAACAAGACAUUCGAGUCAACUCGUACAGAAGUUUCUUUGAUGAAUCGUUGGUGUGGUAUACAACAUGAUGUGAAUGUGUUUUGUAGAUGUGUGGCCAGGAUUGAGGCUAAGAACCAGAGUGGUUCCAUAGUUGAUGACAAGAUCGCACAUGCAUGUGCACUUUUCAAGGCCGAGGACAAGAAGGAGAGGAAGUUUAACUUUAUGCAUUGCUGGAAUAUCCUAAAGGAUAAGCCCAAGUGGAUGGAUAAGCGUAAGGAAAUUGGAACUGCCAAAAAAACAAGCAAUAAGAAACGGAAGACAAUGGCAAUAUCAGCUCCUGCAUCAGUUGUCCCUGCAGAUGCCCCUGCUGCCCUAGCAGCUGCUGGUGAUGUUAGUGAACCAGCAGGAAGACCUGACGAAAAGAAGGAGAAACAGAAGCUACGGCAACAGAAGCUACGGCAAUGUUUGACCAUGGAAGCCGUGGACUAUCUAAUGGCAAAGAAGAAAGAAGCUGACCUUGAGAAAGACUUGAAGAAAGAAGAGAGGUGCAACAAAGCCUUUGCUCUGCAGGAAGAAAGGAUCAAAUUGGAGAGGGAAAAGUUCGAGUUCCAGAGAGAGCUGGAAGAGGACAGAAUUAUUGAUUUGGAUUUGAGCACAAUGACAUACAAACAACAGCAGUAUUAUGAAGAUCGUAAGAAUAAGAUACUUGCUAGGCGUUUGAAUAUCUAGCUUUGUCUACUUUUAGUUCUGUCCAGUCAGUCAGUUCAUGAAACUUUGUCUAGCUUUGUCGGUCAUAUUACUGUUUGAGUUAUCUGUGAGGUUACUGUUAAGUAAUUUCUGGGUAAUGUGCACUUAAAUAAGACUCGUGUUUGCAAUAUAUUUUUAUCAUCUGGAUGCACUGGCUUGAGUUGGCUUGUAUAUAUAUGCUUGAUUUGGGAGCUGCUA
Molecule: messenger RNA, 1621 nt
Organism: Panicum virgatum (switchgrass)
Lineage: Eukaryota; Viridiplantae; Streptophyta; Magnoliopsida; Poales; Poaceae
Product: glutathione S-transferase T3-like
Exons: 3
Coding region: 323-1405 (360 amino acids)
Source: RefSeq, a predicted model, not a curated record